Molecule: messenger RNA, 3897 nt
Organism: Kalmanozyma brasiliensis GHG001
Lineage: Eukaryota; Fungi; Basidiomycota; Ustilaginomycetes; Ustilaginales
Product: Zn(2)-C6 fungal-type DNA-binding domain protein
Exons: 1
Coding region: 1-3897 (1298 amino acids)
Biological process (GO): regulation of DNA-templated transcription
Molecular function (GO): zinc ion binding; DNA-binding transcription factor activity, RNA polymerase II-specific
Source: RefSeq, a predicted model, not a curated record
AUGGCUGAUGCGCCAAAGCCCAACGUCAAUACGCGUAUGCCCAAAGGCGCAAAGCGUCCAAAGACGUCACGCGCCUGCCUCGCCUGUCGCAAGCUCAAGGCCAGGUGCGAACCUGCCGCUGGUGCCAAGCCCGUGACCAUCGAUGACCCCCAAUCCUCCUCUACUGCCUACACCAUCUGCCAUCGCUGCAAGACCCUAUGCAUCGACUGUCUCUACGAGACUCCUUCUGGUCAAGUUGUCAAAGGCGAAGACGUGCAGCCUCUUUCUGCCUCCACUCCAUCCCCUCCAGCCGAGCAUAAUCGUCCUCCUCGUUCCAACAAACGUUCCAGACCCGAGGACGAUCCCUCGGCCACCUCCAAUCCUUUCAGCAAUGAUCGCGCCGUCUUCCUCUCCCCUGCCAUCUCACCUAGCCCUCUCACGCGCUCGGUCUACAGAGACAUCGACAUUUGCUCGCUCCAGAAUGCCUCGCCUGCUAGUCUGGAACGUCCCGUCUUGAUCGCCAACGCCUUCUCUCGACUCAUCGGUGCAGCUCCCGCACUCAAGAGCGAUGCUCAGCAAUAUCUUCUCAAGCUGUCGGGUGCCUUCCCACAGGAGACAGCCUCUUCUAACAGCUGGAAACAAGCGCCUCCAGAUCUUUGUAUAGGAAAGGCUGCGGCGCGCCUCAUGUCUGGCCACGCUCCCUCGCCCCCUUAUCCUCAGCACGAACUCAUCUUCCUCAGCCGCUUGCUUCAGCCUCACGAGCACCCGAUGCGCAUCCUGUUCCAAGGACUGUACGGACCUUUCACACCCUUCCUCUCGAUACCCUUUGAGGAGUCACUCAACCUUUCGACCUGCCAAUCCGAAGCCCAGUGCUUCUUGCUGCUCACCAUCUAUCUCGUCGCCUUGCCGCACCUCGAGCCAACCAUGUCCAUAGGUCCAGUCAGGCAGCCACUACGUAAGGCCGUGGAUGCUAUGCUUCGUCGCGCCAUGCACUCUUCCCUCAACGACCAUCUCAACAUCUUUGCUCUGCACAAUUGCGCGUCCUUCUUGCUCUUGCCCGUCGAUGGCAUGGUCGAGGCUCAUCGUCCCAUCUCGACCCCAGAACAAGAGGAUGACGGCUUGCUUGAGUUCGCUCUCGACCUCAACCCUAGAGCAGCCAUCAUCACAGCGCUCAUCGUGGCGCAGCAGCUCGGCUACGCCUCCCUCGCCUCCAAGCUGCCAACAAUACGUCAGUCGAUCGAGACGGAUUCACCUGCCGUCGGCCACGCUGCAGAUGAAAUUCGGGACGAAUACGCUCAUGCUGUCUUGUGCACCUUCACUUGGCUCACCCUACUUCAAUUUCGCGCCUCGAUCGACGUUGCCGAGGAACGCAUCGAGUGGGAUUCCUUGGCUCAGUUCGAACACGAGAUCCCACGCGUCCGCAUCGAGGCUCUGACCGCCUCUAUUUUGCCUCCACCAUCGUUCCUCUCGCCUCGUGAGCAGAGUCGAUGCUGUUGGAUGGCUCAGCGUGCCGAACUGUACGCCAUCGCUCGCGAUCAUCGCCAUACCAAGCGUGCCUCAGCAUCCUUCACCAAGAAGGAAGCCGAGGAGCAAGCAGCUGCAUACAAAAAAGCAGUCGACGAGUGGCGCUACAAGUUCAACGAGCAGAUGCGAAGCAUGAGCACCGAGUUUCGCAGAGACCCUCGUGGGCUAGGUCUGCAUCGGUACUAUUCCAUCUUUGCCAACGCCGAAGCUCAAUCGCUCCAAGUCUCCAUCGGCUCGGUCUACCACAAGGAGUUUGUUAGCGACAUGCGACCUAGGCUCGAGGACCCUUUCUACCAAGACAGUGUGCCCUGGAAGUCGGCUCCCACCAUCAUGCUCGGUCACGAGAAUGAUCGCCUCACCAAGGCCAUCCUCAUCAACUUUGCCUUCACCGAUGCCAUGCUCAAAGCCAUGGGCCAUAUCUCGAGCUUGACGCCCGUCAUGCCCCAGCUCUACGACUUUGUCUCCUACGAAGAGUCAGCAGGCAGCGAGAUCCCAUCGCUCUGCAUUGUAGCACCACCCAACAUUCAGGCUGGCCUCUUUGCCGUUCCUCUGCUCGCAGCGGCAGACCUGCGUCUUUCGGUGAUCGAGACGUGGGGUGCCAGUGCUUCCUACUUCAACCACCACAUUCUGCCUCUGCUCACCAACUGCGUCAAAUCGCUGCGUGCCUGCCACGUCAACGUCGCACUUCCCGGCGUCCUCAAGAUCCCCUUCACUACCGCCAAUCCCAUCGCCGACUACUUGCAGGGCCCCUUCGAGAUCCUUAUGCGCAAGGUGGCCUCCGCUGAAGAGCGUCUUCAGAUCUCUCAUGUCGAGAGCAUCCUCACCAAUGCGUUCCUACUCUCGCGCAAAAAGAAGGAAAUCGAGACCAUAGCCGAAGAGCUGGCACCCGACGCACCCGAGAUGGUGCAAGCGAUCGCUGACAGCCAGAAGAUCGAAGACGAGAUCUCGGCCAGCAUGAUGGGCUCCCUGCACGUGCAGGCGAUACAAGAGAUAGAGGAGGACGAGACCGACUACGCCGUCAAGGUCUUCGGCUCAGAUUUGCGCCAGGGCGACAUCAAAGCAAUCCGCAAAUCAAGCAGUGGUAUUCGCAGCAAUGCCGCGACGCCAGACGCGGAAGGAAGUGCGCGAAGGGGACGACAGAUCAGAGUCAGCAGCGAGGACUCCCAGCCAAGGGCGAGCACAUCUGGAAGCGUCAAUGAGCAGUCGUCACCUGCCUAUCGCGGCACCCGUUCCAUGGCCGAAAGUACUCGUUUCUCCAGCCCGGCCGCCACUUCGCAGCCGCUGCAGUCCUUGCCUCCAAGGACCUCGGCUAAUCCGUACAUCCAGGCAGUGGAAGCUCAGCACGAUCUCAGCGCACACAGAGAGAACGACACGUUCACUUCUACCGCACACAGCAACGACGCUCAAUCGUCCCCAUCAGUGUUGCACCAGCGGCCACCAUCGGCAUUCGGAUCCGCAGUGGCGACUGCCGGUCCGCCGCGUACAAUGCCGUCUGACGCGUUCUCAAUGGCCUCCUAUACGGAUCGUGGUGCAUCUGGCACAGCUUCGUCACGCUCCCAGGUACAGGAUCAAGUGCAUGACGAGCAUCAUCCUCCGCCGACUCGGGCAUCAGCAUACGCAUCUCAGCCCACUGCUGAUGGACAUGCGUCGUCGGGCGGUGCGCUCGCCGCCUUUCUGUCAGACUCUGACAACACUCAACGUCUGGCCGCGCCCGACCAAGUCUUUGCAUAUCAAGCGAGCUCUGACGUCCCUUCAGUGCAUGCAAUUCCUUCUGGAUACGACGCCACGUACCGGCGACCUUCCGAUGCAAGAGCCGGAGGCGCUGCAUACCCAGUUGUCUACUCGACAGAGGCUGUCUGGCCUGUGAACGCCUCCGGUGUGGCAGUGUCCGAGCCUUGGCCCGCGUCGACGCACCAAGAGCAGCCACAGUACGGGAAUCCUGACCGACCUGAGCACGGCUUCCGAGGUCAUGCUGCUCACGGCAAGUACGAGCCAUACUUGGAAGCUCCAAGCUCACGUCAAGCUGUCAUGCAAACGGGCCCGCACGAACUAUACCCAGCCGCCCAUCAGCAAUCUUCACAGUACGCAGGUCAGCACGAUGGUCAAUACCCAUUGCAACAUCCGUCUGCAGACCCUCGGUACUUGUCUGCGCAGCAUCAGCAGCAGCUGCAGCAGCAGCAGCAGAUGCAUCCGGGCGAGCAUGGAGGCGGAACAUCUGGGAUGCCUGGCCACUACGCACCAGCAAACCAGUUGCAUCCCAGCGAGAACCAGCCUCAGUCUAAUGUUGCUUGGGACGUUUGGAAUUGGACCCCUGGCCAGCAGCAGCAGCAGCAGCAUCGUCAUCCUCAGCAGCAACCUCAAUACCCACAACAACAGCAGCACUAUUCGGGCUGA